ACGGUUUGUCGGUGAAAUUUUUGCUCCGAGCAGAACAUUUUAGUAGACAUUUCGGAGCAGCGCUGGAUGAUACAAACGAUGGCGAUGGCGAUUUGUCAAAUAAACGAUUUGCAAGCAUAAACGAUGUAUGCGAUUCAAUGAAACAACAAUUACUCAUUUUGGUUGAGUGGGCAAAGUCAAUACCUGCGUUUACUGAGCUGCAGCUAGAUGAUCAGGUUGCUCUGCUUAGGGCCCAUGCUGGUGAGCAUCUUCUAUUAGGAUUAUCAAGAAGGUCAAUGCAUCUGGAAGACGUAUUGCUGCUGGGAAAUAACUGCAUAAUAACAAAGCAGUGUCCAGAUUCUAAGGUGGCACCGAAUCUCGAUAUAUCUAAAAUAGGAGCCAGGAUAAUCGACGAACUUGUUAGUGCCAUAAAAGAUAUCAAACUUGAUGAUUCUGAGUUAGCAUGUAUAAAAGCAUUGGUUUUCUUCGAUCCAAGCAUAAGGGGUCUUAAUCAACCACAAAAAAUAAAAGCGUUAAGACAUCAAGUCCUCAACAACUUGGAAGAUUACGUGUCUGAUAAACAAUAUGACUCCAGAGGACGCUUUGGAGAGAUUUUGCUCAUACUGCCAGUACUCCAAUCAAUUACUUGGCAAAUGAUUCAGCAGAUUGAACUGGCUAAAAUGUUUGGUGUUGCUCACAUAGACAGUUUGUUACAAGAAAUGCUACUUGGAGGAGAACCUGUUGAAAAUGCAACACCGCCUACACCUCCAUUGAAUAGCUUCCCGAAUAGCGCUAAUAGUCUAAUCCACAUGAUUCCUGGCGACAAUCAACCCCAAGAUGAUACGAUGGAGCAUACACACGAAAAUCCUGCGACCUCAACUUGUAAUGCAAUCGAGUUAUGCCAUAUCGAGGGUGGUAACAACAUAAUGGCAUCAACAUUGAUUGAAGAUACAAAUAACCACAAUAUCACUUCAACAGAAAAUAAUUUCCAACGAAGCAAAAAUGUUCAAAAUUAUGUACCUCAUAACGGUGAUGUCUACAAUAACCCAUACAACACACCGACGUCUUCCGUAAUGUAUCCUGUACAUGCACCUGACAACCGGCAUCCGAAAACAAAUGUUUUGUUACCUGGCAAUCAUCGAAGUCGUGAUGAAUAUCUUAAAUUAGAGUUAAAACGAGAACCUGAAACUAAUGGGUAUUGAGAUGUUGAUAAUCUUUUGUGAUGUUUCCAUUCUAAAAAAAUAACUAAAAGAAUGCACAUUUAUUGUUAGUAUAUGAUACGUUUGGUAGAGUUGGUAAUCACAAGUCUGUAAAACUUUCAGAAGAGAAUUGCGCAAUUAAAUUUUAUGUUUUAACGGUUU
Messenger RNA from Topomyia yanbarensis, 1340 nucleotides. It is a transcript of the gene Hnf4, whose product is annotated as transcription factor HNF-4 homolog. Gene Ontology annotation, biological process: cell differentiation; regulation of transcription by RNA polymerase II; anatomical structure development. The transcript is spliced from 4 exons. Bases 138 to 1181 code for a protein of 347 amino acids. Gene Ontology annotation, molecular function: RNA polymerase II cis-regulatory region sequence-specific DNA binding; nuclear receptor activity. The record is from RefSeq and is a predicted model, not a curated record. Lineage: Eukaryota; Metazoa; Arthropoda; Insecta; Diptera; Culicidae.